AUGUUUAUAGUCAGAUUUUUCUUAGUAAUUUUACUGAAAACAGCUUUUCAGAAAUUGAAAAUUACAACCUCUCCAACAAAACUGAGGAUAAACGAUGUGCGUAGUUUAGUAGUUAAGUAUCUUCAAACUAAACGCAAAUGUGGAGCCAGCGAACAAAGGAAAAUUCCAAAGGGUGAAAGUGGUAGCCAAACCCAAGAGGGAGGCUCGGAAAGAUUUAAAUGCAGCGAUUGCAACAGGAGCUACAAGCAGUUCGGAAGCUUAAGUCGCCACAGGCGUUUCGAGUGCAAUCUGGAUCCGAGAUAUGCUUUUGCCUCGCUGCGGAACUUCAAUAUCCAACAGCUUCCUCUAAUUAAGAAUUUUGCAAUGUGGAUAAACAAGCAUCAGGAGAGCCAACGACAGCAGCAACAGCAACACCAGCAGCAACAAAACAACGCCUGUGCCUAUCGCUGCGACAUCUGCGGCAAAGGUUACCAGCACCGGGCAACCCUACUUCGGCAUACUCGGCACGAGUGCAACAAACCGCCGAAAUUUCGUUGCCCGUACUGCGCCCAUCGUACAAAACAGAAGGGCAAUUUGUACCAACACAAUUUCAAAGGAUUUAUGUACCAAGUUAUCAGCUUUUCAACCACACCAGCUCGACAAUCGCCCAACAACAAGAACAGCAAUUUGCGCCUCAAAAAUAUCUCAAUGGGCCCGGGCGUUUUACUUGCUUUAAAUGUGGAAAUUCACCACUUAAAGCAACAUUAUUGCAAAACGAAUGAUUUUGCAUACGAUGGCAUGCAGUAUCAGGUCGAAAAUCCAGAAUUUUUAUCCGUUCACUUACUUGCAGUUUUACAAGUAACUCCCGCCACUCGAGGCAGAAAACGAAUACCACUCCCAGCUCGGAUGCUAAAUCAAGCCAUUGAUUUGAUGAAUGGUGGAAUGUCCAUUCGUAAAGCUGCAGCAGCCAUUGAAUUCAACAGCCAUGAUACGUUAGCUGAUCAACAUUUGAGUUUUAAUAUCACCGACGACGGAUACUUUGCUUGUCAGAAGUGCAACAAAAAAUACGGGCUCAAACAAAAUCUACGAAGGCACGUUAGAUUCGAAUGCGGAGGUCAAAGACAGUUCUAUUGUCAUCUAUGUCCUAAUAAGUAUACGCAAAAUUCCAGUCUUCAUAGACAUCUUUUCCACUGUCACAAUAUUGACUUCCGGAAAUCCAAGAUGAAACGUACCGAAUGGUUAUAUGAUGAAGUUGAUAUUUAA
Copidosoma floridanum is the source of this 1242-nucleotide messenger RNA. Its product is annotated as zinc finger protein with KRAB and SCAN domains 5-like. The record is from RefSeq and is a predicted model, not a curated record. Lineage: Eukaryota; Metazoa; Arthropoda; Insecta; Hymenoptera; Encyrtidae.